Molecule: messenger RNA, 19894 nt
Organism: Porites evermanni
Lineage: Eukaryota; Metazoa; Cnidaria; Anthozoa; Scleractinia; Poritidae
Source: the annotation of a GenBank genome assembly
AUGGCGUCCGGUGUUCGGCUUGGAGGUCGCUUAUGCUUCAGAGUUUGUAUGUCGGCGCACCACCGCUCAAGAUAUAGGAUUUUGGCUUCAAACUUAUCUUUGUAUUUGUGGAGGUAUCGGCUAUCUAGCGGCAUUAACACGGUAGGAACAAUCCAAAAAAACUGAAAAUUUUAUUUCGGAUUUUUUCUAACUACAUGUAUACCCAUGCUGACCCUAACUCUUAAUAAUGCACCUAUCAAUGGUUUGCCCCAGGAUGGGGGGGCCGGGCAACCCAAGGGAAAUUUGACAUUUUUAGUUUUUCAAAUGUCAAUUUCCCAACCUUGGGUUUCCAUUCUAAGUCAAAUUCCCACCCCUGGGGACCACAGACCUUCAUAGUAAGUUAAACGAAAUGGUAGGCACUCACGACAAGUUUAUUGCAGCGCUCCUCCAGACACAACACUGAUUUGAACAAAUAACGAUUAAACAAGAUCCUCUCAAAACAAUCCAAAUUGUAUUUCUUGUAGACAAAAAUUUCUUAGGCUAGAAUUAUUAAAAAAUUGACAUAGAAAGUAUCAAAAAAUAAGAUUAUUUAAUAAAACACUACUUGUCUUGGAAUUGCUCGCAUUUUAGGCAUCCUACUGAUGAACAGUUGGGACACGUAGAUAUAUUUUAUAGCAACUACUAUAAUUUGCAGUCUGUCUACUUUGAAUUUGGUGAGAUUUGGCACAGGUUUCUGGAUUCAUCUUCUAUGUCAUGCCUGGAAUAGGUCGUAUUCCGCUUUCAUCCAACUGAUGUUCGUAACUGAGGUCCACAAUUCACCAGAAUUUCAUUUAAUUUAACAUUUGGAGUAUACUAGCAAAUCUAUAAACACAGAGAGUAUCGAAAACUUGAGGCAGGGCGGCAUCCUCUGAAGACAGGUAAGUAGGAAGUAAAUUUUGAUCUAAACGAGCUCUUGUGCGAAUAUUUCUUCUCAAAGCUGAAGGAAAAAUACCUUAUGUUAUUAGAACUUCAAAGACAGAGCACUGAUGGGCAUAAAAAACAACAGUUUUGCUUAAAAAAAAGCAAUACGAUACUCCUUACCUUUCAUUCAGCCAUCCUUGGACGCGGGAAACUCGCUCAAAUGACUUCUGGGUAUUUUCCAAGAUGGCGGACCACUCACUCAUUCCCAGGUCCUCUCCACUUUUCAAGAUGGCGGUCGAGUCAAAUUUCCCACCCUGGGGACUGUUGUGGAUGUCAAAAUCCCCACCCACGUGCGCUUUACGAAGUCUAAUUCCCGUGGGUUGCCCGGCCCCCCCAUCCAGGGGCAAACCAUUGAUAGGUGCAUAAUAUAUAGCUUUAGCCAAGGCUAAAAGCGAAGCUCUCUUUAAUAUUUAUGUUUUCCCAAAGAAAAUAUAAAGUCGAGUAAUACUAAAGACAUGGUGAAGACAACGAGAAUGGUAAAAACAAGAACAAUAGAUCUACUUGGCCAUCUUUGAUACAAGGAUGGGAAUUGGGAACGGGGAUCAGGGAACAGGGAAUCUUUAACAUGGAGAGUCUUUAAAAGCGGGAAUCUAUAAAACGGGGAAUCUUUAAAAUGGGGAAUCUUUAAAAGCGGGAAUCUUUAAAAUGUGGAAUCUUUAAAAUGGGAAAUCUGACAUCAUCCCCAUAGGCUCCUUGCAAAUGGCCUUGAAUGAUACAAUGUUGUUGUGCUGUAACUCCCUUAAAAUCUUUGCUUCCUUAAUAACAGUUUCUGUGAAGUCUUCAGCUGUACUGAGCAGCUCUUUGACAACAACAUUUUCAGCGGGGCUUUUCUUUAGGUUCCUAAUUUGUAACAAAAAACGGCCCAAAUGUUCCUUGCCCUAUGAUAUCAUGGCCAACUUUCUCUUCCCAGGAAAACCGAGGCAAAUCACCAAGCCUAUCUAUUUUUUUUUUUCGUUUACUCGCAAAAGCCAAGGGAAGCUUAAAUUCAACCAUGUUGACCUAACAUCAACAUGAGUUGGAAAGGGCAGAGUGUUGCCUGCUGCUUUAAUGUCUUUAAUUUUCCAUGGUUUUCCUACCAUCUGGAACACCUUUGGGAGAAUUUAUAGCAACCAAAUACAAUUUGGUUUUCAUACUUUUCUUUAUCCACUGGAGAUACAUUUUCCUGGUUGUUUUUCUUUUUGUGUGUGUGAGAACGGUACUUUCUUCCAAUGAAAUUGGUCUCUGUUGUUAUAUAUUUCUCGCUCUAUCUCUUUCCCUGUUAUCCAAGUUAAUGUAGACAUUAAAAUCAGUUAGUGGAAAGAAAGACUGGUCUUCUUUUUUUCUUGCUCUAAUUACAGGGCUUCUGAUAUUUCGCGGAAAAAAAAGCAACAUUACGCGGGAUUUUCAGGGGCAAAUUCGCAGGAAAAUCGCCUGAUUUCGUGGGAUUUUCGCGGGAAAAAAAUCAAAAUUCGCGGAAAAAUCGGCUGAUUUCACGAGAUUUUGGCGAAAGAAAAGGCAGAUGAUAACUUCUGGAGAUCUUAAUUAUCAACGACCACCCUUAUAAUAUUCUUGGAACCUUUCAUGGAUAAUGCUGAUUGAACUGCAAAUUUUUUUAAUGUCUGACAGGUAUCCCAGAAACGGUAUUUUGCAAAUGACAAAAGGUCAAGUUUUUUGGAUGCACUGCCUUUAGCAAGGAUGGACAACACAGUAAGUUAACAACAUGUGCAGGUCAUUCUUUGGGAAUUAACAAAUGGAGGGGCGGUGCAUUGUUCACGUGUUUACUCAUGGAAGCCAGUUUACAGUUUAUCAAUCCCAGCCUAAUGUACCAUUGCUCAUGAUAAUUUUUACAGAAAACCUCAACCAUUAUUACAUGCAAUCCUCUUCAGUAGUGGAUCCAGGGGGGGUGGGGGGGGGGUUGGGGGGUGCAGCCCCCCCCCCCCCCCCCCCCCCCCCCCUUCGCCACUUUUGUUUUCCGCCAAAAUUUUUUUUUAAACAAAACUGUUUAAAAAUAAAAAAAACAAGCUUUUUUUAAAAAAAAAAAAAAUUUACUUUUUCUCCAAAAACCACUAAUAAUAAAAGAAUUAUUAAAAAAAAAUUUUUUUUUUGGUCUUCUCAAAACAAUUUUUUGCCUUUCUUCUCAACAACGAUAUUUUUUUCGCACCAGCCCCCCCCCCCCCCCCACUAUCAGACCUUGCACUAACUUGUUUGAGACUGAAAUUCUUACAUUAACAGGAUCGUAUAUAACUAUUAAACUGGCUGACUUGUUAAAUGAAAUGCACAUUUCACUUUGCCACUAAACUACGUGUAAAUUCCAGGAUAUUCAAAAAUGUAAUUGUUUUUGGGUACCCUGCAAAGAUCUGUUUGCCUCUGCUCCCAAAGCAGUAUUUCCUGUGCCAACAGUGACCGGCGUUCAUAGAUUGAGAAACAUGUGUUUGUCCCUGCUUUCUUAGCUGGUCGACAAUUAUGCAUCCUUUAUGAGUAGAAUUCAAGUACACGGUAAGGGGCCAAGGAAUAUAAGAUGCAACCACGAUUGGUUUUAGGGGGUGUGUGGGAGAAGCAAUUUGCCACAAAAUAGUUCAACAGUCCUUUCUGCACCAAAGCUUGGAUCCCCCCAAUAAAAAAUUCCUGGAUCCGUGAUUGUUAACAAAUCUUAGAAUUGGAUGGGACCAUUUACAUUAGAGUCCAGACCCCCCUUUAUAGCCCUGCCUCUAGUUGGGAUCAGAAAAAAUUGUGCAGAAACAGCACGGGGACUGUGGAGAGAAGGUUUUUUGCUUGUCUGGGCUGACUAAAAGCCUGGCACAGUCUAAUAACUAUUUCACUCUUCUUAUCAUAGUUAUUUAGACAGGCUCCCUCCAAUUAUUAUUAGCACACUCAAAGGGUGAAUGCUGAAGGUGCCAUGACUCUGUUAUAAAGUUCUGUUUUAUCUCAUCUGCUGUUAUAAUCAUUUAAUAAAAAACAUAAGUUUGAUAGCACAGUGUACUGGAAUCAAAAGGAUAAUUUUUAAAAACUAGAAUUCAGUGAUUGAAUAAGUUAAUUUUGUAUGUAUUCUUAGUCCAAGUUGACAGAAACUGAAGCUGAUGCAACAGCAAGUACAGAUGCUGCAUCGUCAACAUCACUGGAUGGUCAAGAUGAUGAUGGUAUGUAAACCAUAUCUUGAACGUUUUAAGCCUCAAUCACUUUAAGUACAGUGAAACCUCUAUUAAGCAGACCCCCAAUUAAGCAGACAGCCUCUAUUAAGUGGACACUAACCCGGGUUCCGAAAUUAACGUUUUGUAUUUCCCUUUAUAACAAACCCCUAUUCAGUGGACACCUCUAUUAAGUAUAAAUCAAAAGAAAUCCCUAGCUGAUUGAUAAUUUCCCCAUCUACUCGCUGUAUUUACCCGGCAACUUGAAGUCUUAGUGACAGUGGAGAAAAUAACCAACAUUUUGCAAUGCCACCACCAGUUUGCUGGCAAAAUGUCAUCAGAGGAACUUUAAGUGCAGAAAUUUCACACUGAUGACCUGUCACUUCACAGAUCUGUCAAGUAGUUCUAAUUGGUUGAAGACCCCAGUUGUUCAAAAGGUGGAUACCACUUCUCUAUCCACUGGAUGGUGCAAAUAUAUGGAUUCUCUAUUACGUAUCCACUGGAUAGUGAUUUAUGAAGGGGAUAGUGCAAUCCAAAGUUUGAACAAGUGGGGCCAGAAGUAUAACCCAGAUUUUGGUAGUAGGAAUUUCUGUGCUCAGUCGCCUCUUUAUCUUGUGGGAACACCAGUGGUUGCAUUGCAAAAUUUUGCUGUUUUAUUUUAGACUAAGCAAUUAGUACAAUUUAUGUUGUUAGCAGGUAAAUCUGUUCUCAAGAAAUGAACCACAACUUUUAGUUAUUUAACAUGUUUCAAUUGAUCAUUGAUCAUCUUCAGUUACUUUGGUUAAACUACAUGUACAACACAAAAAUGUAUUAUUUGACCUGGUAAGCUUACCUUUUUGCUAGGGUUCCAGCCAUGGUAACUUCACUGGUUUAACUUACCUAUAACUUUAUGCAUCAUAUGCCAUGAAGCUUUUGUUUACUUUUACUGGGCUCUUAGAUCCAUUAAUGCAGCAAAUGGCAGCUAAAUAUGAGAGAUAUCGGCAGUGGCUUGCAAAAAUAAUGGGGAAGGAUCCAGAGGCAUUCAGUGAUAAGGAAAUCAAGGUAUGUAUGCUAAAGUUGAGGUACCUGACAUUGAGCAAGUGGUUAUUCUGUUUUUAUUAUAAACACCAAGGAAAUACAUGUACCAAUUAACCUUUUGCGCUGAAGCAUGAUAUAACUUUAACAGCAUAAAAAUGUUUGCCAAAGCUCCUGUUAAUUUUCCACAAAUUUGUGUCAAAUGAUUUUUACAUGCUUGUCAUUUUAUUCUCUUGCAUGGUGAGUUAAGCACAUUGCGGCUACACUCUUCCAGCCAGCCGCUAGUCUUGUUCUUGCUAGUUUCUUAAAUUAUUAAGGCAAAAUCGAUCAGGAAAUAGCGUAAUUUUAAUUUUCAAUGGACAAGAAAUCUUGUACCAGAAUAACUUAAAUAAUAAUUUGUAUUCUUUUUCACAUUUUCAAGGGCUAAAGAUGUAAUAAAUCAUCUGUAGUAACACCAAAGAAAAUUUCUCCUGAAAGUGUGAGAAAAUAAAUGUCAAAUUUCACAAGAAGUGUGAUUAUACAGGUAAAAUUCUAAUAAUUUCAUGUGUAAGAUGUAAUUUUGUGAAAUUUGACAUUCAUUUUCGCGGGCUCCCAUGAGAAAGUUGUUUUGAUGUACUGGCCCCAGCCCCCUCUCUCUCUAUGUCACGCAAAACCAGGUAUACUACAGAUGAUUUAUUACUUCUUUAGCCAUUGAAAAACGUAAGAAAGAGUGCAAUAUGCUUUUAAUAAAUUAUUCUGGUACAAGAUUUUCAUCCACUGAAACUCAAAAUUACUCAAUGUCCCAGUGGAUUCUGUCUUAAUUUGUAGUACAAGUUAUUCAACUUUCCCUCCCCAAAAAACACAACAUACGCAAUAAUACUGGCAUUCAAAAUACGUUAAUUUUGUUCACUGUACAUUAUCCAACCAAACCUUGCUAAGUCCUGUAUACAUAUCUAUGUUACUUUUAGGAAGCUGUUGAAUACUUGAUGCCAUCUGGGCUUUAUGCUAAAGAUGCUCGGCCCCAGUUUAAGGUUAGUAAGUCAGGUCCUACAAUGUAGAGUGUAGGGAGAAAAGAUAUUAAAGUAGGUGACAAAAGAUUAGAUGAAAAGAUCUGAAAGACUUUCAUGUGGCUUAGCAGCAUGUGGGGUUUAAGUAUGACUGAGGGUUGCUCCCCUAACCCCAGAUAAAUUUUUAUUUUAAGUGCACUGAAAAGAGUAUUUUAGUGUGUUUUGUGCAACCAGUUAAAGAAUUUUAGCCAUGGAUGUGGCACUUUUAUGACCUACAUUUGCUUUAUUUUUUAUGACUCAAAAUGCAUUUGUUUUUAUCAAACAAAAGUGUUGAGAAACAAAUAUCACAGAUUUGUUGUCCUCUUAAAAAGUUAUUUUGUUUGAAUAGGUGGCACUUCCAGCUAUAUGGGAUUUUUGUUGGCAUGCUACCUGUAGCUUCUGGAGAUAAACUCUGAACGUGAUUUUCGUUUUCCUGUUGCAUAUGACAUUUAGCACUGAAUAUGUGCCUGUUGGAAAGGGCUUGUAACAAACUAUGUCCAAUUUUAAAUAGCACAUUGUAUUUUUCCUUGAACUAUCCUGAUUAUCAACAAACAGUAAGACAUCAUAAAACAUGCCCUCAAAGACAACAGGAUCAUUACAUAUUUCUUAAACUGCUUACCUACCCCUCUCCUAAGCAACCAUUAACACUUACUUGUUACUUAGGGCAAAAUGGUGGCUUUCAGGGGAGGGGUAGGUGGACAGAUUCCCAGAAAUGUAUAAUGAUCCCAAUAUUGUAGGCAUAUAUAUUUGUUAUAAUAAUUACACCUGUAGGUAAAUGGAAUCAUUUUAUUUUUACUCACAACUCUUGCAGGACCCUGAAGAGCUUUACCAAAGGAGAGGUAAGAAUUUUUUUCAAAAGGAGUAUUGUACAAUCACUGUGGUGGGUCAAAUAGCAUGAAGGUGUCAGUCCAGUUUUGGAGAGAGGCCUUAAAUAUACCAUAAACAUGAUAAUUAUCCCAUUUCCAAAGGGGUUUGAAACUAUGUGAAGAAUGUUUUUAAGGCCAAUUAUAUUUUAACACGUCAGGAAACGUAUGUCAGUGAAAUAAAAUUUAUUGUUUUGACAUGAACUUCUGUACAAAGCAGAGUAACAGAUUGUACCAAGGUUUCUAUUCCUAAGUUAGAGUGUUACUGCAGUAAAAUCCUGUUUCUUCUCUCUGCUUCUCAACAAAGACAAUAGUUGCGUACUAUGUAACAUAAAAUAUAUUAAGUUGCUUUUUGACACAAUGUACCAGGUCAAUUCACAGAAUUGUCCAAAACAAGAUUCCUAUAAUUUUUGUUACUUCUCCUGAACGAUAAUGCCUCAUAGAAGAUGUGUAGUGUCAUCUAGUGAGUGAAUGCAGUACUCUCUGCUUUACAGCUCAGAUUGUGGACAAACAAGGCCGGCCAUUACAUGCAGCUUUCUUCACUGGGCAAAUUGGUUUUCAUGAUUUAUUAUUUGUAAGUGAACUAUUUUAUGGUAUGUAAUGAUGAUCAUGAAAGCUGUACUCUAUAAACAGGCAAACCUCUUCGACCAUGUGACACCAAAGAGACAGGGCCUUGUGUCUAUAUUACUGAGGUUUUGGUAUCGUAGAGGAAUGAAAUAGUGUUAUAGGAAGUUUAGUAUUAGUGGGAAGAAAACUGUCCAUUUAGAGAGGUACAUGUAAAAAAGGCUCAGUGUUCACACAACCUACAGGAAAGAUGUAUUCUGUUUCUUGCACUAUGAAGAUCAGGUUGUACACUGCUAAUUUGUCACAUGGUGUAAGAUUCUUGCAAUGUGAGAGUCAAUGAAGUGUUACAGAAAUGGUGCAGUGGCAAUAUAAAGAUCUUUGCGUUUUAAACUUUGAAUAGUACUUAGGGUGAUGAUGUAAUAAUAUUAUUUGGAGCAGUACUUUGCAUUUUAUGCUUGCAUUUCUGCAUUAUAUAUCGUGUCUAUUGUGUCCUCUGUUUCUGUCAUGCUUGCCAUUCUAAUUCUAAUUCUAAUCGUAUAAUGUGCAAAGGGUCUAUUGGCCAUUUUGGAACUCACAGUUGUUGGACAUUGCUAUGAGCUUGGAGUGCUUCGUACUUUAGAGGCGAGCGGUCACUUUAAGCCCAGUAUUUUGUUGGGGCUUAAACAUGCUAAGUGUUUGCGUUUCAGCAAAGCUUUCGAACUCUUGAGUUCUUUUUUCUUGUGAGGCGGGGUGGACGGGAGAGUUAUGAAGCUGAUGGUAAGGUUUCCAUAAACUACUGCAAAAAUUGGGGUGCUUUAGGAGCUAACAAGCUUAUCAUUUUAAUGAUUUGCUUCGAAAAUAAUUUUACAGGCAGUCUAAUUGAAUAGAAUAAUUUCAGAGAAAUAAAGUACAGAAUGAGUGAAAUUUUUAUCGUCAUUCAGCAAAGCAUGUUUGAUUAAGAUUAUUAACAUUUUUUCAGGAAAUUUAUGAGCAAAACGCCAAGUUAAAUGCUGGCGAGGAAACAAAAUUAAAUGCUGUAGGAGGACUUGAGGCAAGUGAUGGUGAACUAUCAGAGACAAGUGAUGAUGGGUAUAGUUCAGAUACCAGUUCAGAUUCUAGUGAUGAGGACAAGUUGGAUGGCAGCAGUGCCGAAAAGGAAGCUGAAAGGUAAAGUCUAGUGGUGAUACUGACGCCCUUUAAAGCCUGCUUUUGAUAUAACCGUCUGGACAAUCUCGAUUUCCUUGAGUGCCGUCAAAGUUAGUAGGAUGGCACGGGCAGCACACGAGCGACGAGCGCAGGCAAAGCCGCGAGGAGCGAGAUGCGGGAAGCGAGAGCAGCAGUCGGAUAAAAUUGACGCACUUGAUUCUUGCGGCUUUGCCUGCGCUUGUCGCUCGUGUGCUGUCCGUGCCAUCCUACAAACUUUGACGGCAUUCUUUUUCCGAGCAAGCGGAAAAACUCUCUUUACUUCAUAAUAAAAGUUUAAUAAUGGUUAAAGUAAGUCUCUUCAUACCUAAGUUUAUGUCGAUUAUAAUUUUCGUGGAAUCCUUCUUCUCUUCCAAAAUCUUUGGAAGAGAAGUGUGGUGUUAUCAUCAACUGAGUUAUUUAAGUCAACUGAGUCAUCAACUGAGUUAUUUGAGUCAAAUUACCACUGCAAACAGAUAUUAGGUUGUGGAAGGAAGGAAGGAAUUAGGUUGUGGAACGCGUGAUACACCACAAUUGUUAAAGAAAAAUAAGAGAUUGCUUGCAAUCUAGCUCGCAUCUGCUAAAACAUGGUCAGUGUCUCUUCUAUUGCAAACGUAAAUUUAAAGAUGUUACCAAUUUUGAAGUCAUGUUUGCCAUUGACUCAAAUAAAAUGAUCACUCAUGUACUUUGCUCAGUGUUCACUGUAUUAUGUGCUCAGUAUGACGAAUAGUCCUUUUUAAAUGUAUUUGUUGUUGAUGUUUCAAUAAAACGUUUUAUUAUUUGAUAUAAUAUUAUAUCUAUGCGUCUUUGUGUAGCUCAAACCCCAGUCGUCAGCCGAGGAUGAGAUGGAUUGGAAAACCAGAGCUUAAAAGAAAAAUUAACGAAAAAUUGACAGAUAAAGAGGUAUGGGAAAUUGACCAACUUCUGCCAAAUAUUAUCAGUUACUGAGCGUGUGACAACCUCCUUCUUUAGCAAAUUGUACUCGUUAUUUAGCGUCUUUUCGCCAGCAUUGAGUGAACUUGAUACAAAUCUUAUCCUUGGUCGUGUUCUUUGUUAGUAAGGAACUUAAGCAAAAACGUUUUUGAGCGACGCUCGUUAACCGGAAACAGUGGACUUUUUUUAUUCUUGGGUAGUUGUUAUGCCCAACGUUUCAGGCAAGUCGUCUCUAUAAGAAUGAAUAAACAAUAGACAUUUAGUAGCGUCAAGGUAUGUUAAAAGGGGAAAUGCCUAACUGUCAGUUGAUGUGCGUCGCUGAAAAGCUCGCCAAUGAUUAGUGACAUUGAUACACUAGUGAAGUAACAGACUUCUAUAUUUUAUGAAUCAGAUAAAAAUCUCCUCAAAAUAUUUGUCGGCUUGGAGAAUAGUAGUCUUGAAUCUCUUGAUGCUUACUACUGAACAAAAAAGCAAAUGAAUAAAUUAAAAUGGAAUAAAAACUUGUGCUGGAAGUUUCGCUUUGCUUUUGAAAUAUGGUUGACAACGUGGUGAAGAUUGGCAGGACUUUUCCAUAACUCUACACCGGUGAAGUUGGCGGGUUAUCAAACCAGAUAACAAAGAUAAAUUUUUAACGGUGGUAAAUCUGUCUUUUGUCGUUCUUUGCUUGUUAUUGCAGUAUGAUGUCAUUCUCCAUCGGUUGAAGAAGUUGGCCAGUCACCCUAAUGCAGAACUAGCGACUCCUUUUUUGCUUAGAUUCUUAGAAGUUAUUCCAAUCCAAGGAAUGAAAGCUGUAGAAAAAACUGUAAGUACUGAUUAAGUUGUGAUCACUUUAAAUAAGGAAUCAGGGCCUUCCAGUUUAAUGUCGUUACCAGAUCUCUUGUCGACGAAGCCGGAGGCAAGAGAUCUGGGUACAAGAUUACAGUUUGGCCAGUUAAGACUCCAAUGGACAAAGUGGAACUUAAAGGAAAUUUUUUCUCACUAUAUUCUAACGGUCCUGGGAACUUUAUGUGCAAAGUAGGCCAACGUACUACUCGAUCUCGUAAAGUUUUCAAAUUUUUUUCAUUUUAAAUUUUCAUUUAUUUAAAAUCACAUUUUUGCUCUUAAACUUUGUGCAACUAAGAUAGUUUUCGGAGUUUUAUGAAACGCAUGCCUUGUGAGUUGGAUGAGAAAACGACCGCUUAGCUGGCUGGGAUUGUCGGCCAUUUUGAAUUCACUUAUAGAGUCACGGUGGCCAUAUUUGUGUUCUAAAGCAACGAAACGGCCAGCCAUGUUGGUGUUCCAAACCAAUCAUGUGGGAUGUUGAAUGCUUUUCUUAUGUAAACAUUUUCUUUUGUUCCCACAAAUUUGCAUAGACGUGAGUGAAAACGCUCUACACUCUGUCGUGAAAAGUCUUUGCCAAUCACAUUAUAACUCAUAAACGAACAGAACUAACGCUCAAAAUGCGGGAAAUCAUUCCUUUGACGGUUUGUAGACUAUAUUUAUCUAGAAAAAUAUCCUGCAUGAGCAUUUUAAAUUUAAUUUUAGUGAAUUGAUAACAUAUAAUUCUUGAGAUUUUCUCACUGAAAGUUUAACUGUUCCAUGUUAUCGUUCAUUGAAUCAAAUUCUUUUUUUCUAACAAUUUCAUGUUCGCAUUGAAUAUGUUUAGACGUGCACGUGUCUUGUAAUUUACAAGCAUUUUAUUAUUACACGAAAGAUGCUCUACAAUGAAAUAAACUCCCACUAAAAGUCCUACAAAGGAUUUGAUUUCUUCUAACACUAAAAUGAUUUAUAAUGCAGUGGUUAAGACAGGCUAAAUUUCAAAAUUUAUUUAUUUUUGACAAGAUGUUGUAAAUUUGUCGCUGUUGUUGUUGUUUUUUUCUUUUUUAUGGCAAGCCGGGCAUUUCGUCCAUUUCCCGGGGCUCCUCUGAUAGCUCAGGGGCGUCAGUCUCGUCUGGUCCGUCGGUUGCCUCUAGUCCAUCUGGUCCAUCAGGUCCGUCCGUUUCCUCUGGUUCUUCACCUAGGCAAAGGAAACAUACCUGAGUAGAAAUCAUCGGACUUUAUUAACCCUUUCACUGCCAAAUGUAGCCAAAGGCAAAUUUCGACAGAGUUUGCAAAUUUCAUUUUGUAACAUUGUGAAAAACAAAUAGCAGAAUGUGACAUUACAGGCAGAGAGCUUUCAUUUGAAUGGUCACAUCAGAGGAUUUCGUCCACAGACUCAAAAGUUAACGUCAUCUUACCAAACUCCUCUAAGCACUCUGGCAGUGAAAGGGUUAAUUGGGGCUAUCUACACAAAACUAACCAAUCAAAUCAAUCAACGAUUCCAGUAAUUCUUAUAAUUUGGCGGUUUUGUGUGGAUUUAAUUGUUAGCAUUCUCUAAUUUGAUUGGUUAGUUACUGCACCAAACUGUAAUUAGAUAAUUAGAUACUGCACCAAAAUGUUAUUACAAAUGGAAGUAUUACUGUAAUUCCUAACGCUAAAAAUGCUUUAUGAAAAGUACAGAUUGGAAUUGUCUUCAUGAACCUUGCAUAAGGAGGUUUGCAAUGUACAGUUGCGAAUAAAUGCCGUAUAUUUAAGGACCAAACUCACGUUUCUCUAUUUUUCUAGUAGUCAACAACUUUAUGUCCUUUAUAGAAAUUAAGAGCCAUAAGUAUAGGUAAUAGCAUGAUUUGUAGUGAUAUUUGGCAUGUAUACCACGAGUGAUAUUUCGAAAUUGUUAUACCUAAAAUAAGAGAAGCUUUUUACCAAACGUCAAAAAAUCUAGGUUCUUUUUAGCGGGUGUCUACCGCAUCGUAGCACGAAAAUAUCAGUUCUUGAUAGAUUCAGCGACGUUAAAACUCGUGGCUACCUCCGCUUGACUUUCGUUCUGUCUUGUACACGUGAAUAAUCUUCGUCAGUUUUCGCACACAGACAAAAACAAAGUCCUGUCGCUCGCCAGCAUUUAGAAGGAAUAGUGAAAUUGCCUUAUCUCCACGAGUCUUCUGAAUCUCAGUGAUAGUAGUAGUAACUCUAGUAACUAGGAUGUCAUAGGUUUGACUUCUUUUGAGAGAAAUCGGAUUUCUUUUUCCUAAGUGCCUGUGUAACUGGCUGAAAAAAGGUCAUUCCCGUAAAACAAUUUAUCUGAUUAAAUUCUCAUUAAGCUUAACUCCGGGGGCAUCUUAACGUAUCACUGUAGUAAUAUUGGACUUGUCAUUUGUAUUAAGAAAAGUGAAAGAAGGAAAUUUCCAACAUUCUUUUGAUGCCAUUUGUACUUUUUCCUUACUUUUGUUUUGCCUAAAAAAGAUUCACGACGCAACACAAAUUAUCAAAACUUAUCUUCAACACAAAAUCCGUUUGUACAAGGCAGGAACCUGCUCAAAUUAGCCGAAAAAGAUAUCUUUUUCAACUCGUUCUUAGGACAAUGCAUACAUCCAUACCAGGGUGAAUACAGUCGAAACCGCAUCGCGAUCAAUAACAAAGUGACUAUCGUGAGGCAGACGAUAAAAGAACGUUAUCACUGAUACGCAAAAUACGAUGGCUAAUAUCUUUCAUCAUAUAUAUUACACAUUUUGGACACCAGCACUUUAAUUCUUGUUUGAAUUGAUCCGAGUCUCUGGCUGAUCAAGUCUUUGGGUGAAUUCAUUUGCAGCAUACGCCAGAUCAAUUGAAGUUUCUGUAACUGACCAGCUACCUCUUCCCUAAGUCACAGUUUUGCCCUAAAUGAGUAGGAAGUGUUAAUGUUGCUUAGGGGAGGGGUGGGUGGUGAGUUACCCAGCGACCUCCCACGCCUAGCGUGGUGAAGGUUCAUAUUUUCUUGAAAAGUUUCAGCGGGAAAAUGAGAUGGCAGUCCGCGUAUGCUGGAAAUGAACCUACUCUUUGUCUUCGCUCUACGACGGCGAUGGCCGCAAAAACCUCACCAUUUAAAAUACCUUAAAAUAAUUUACGAAUUCUUUGGGACCGAAGAUAAGUUUAUUAGGAGAAAGAAUUUUAAGAAGAAGAAAGAAAAAUUCGUCGUCGUGUGUUUACGUCCUCCAAAAAACGUGGCAGAAGGGAAUUUCACGUCGUAGUCGUACAGAAAGAAAUGUACAAAAGUGUUCUGCACAUGCAGAAUUGUUUUUGCUUAUUCCUACUGCUUUUUAGACAUGGCCAUCGUUAACGUAUGACGGAAUUUCAGUGAAAAUACGUCUUAUGACUCUCAUACAAAAAAGUUCUUUUUUAAAAGAAAAUGAAAUCACCAACAGCGGCGAUGCUGAACAGUCAUAUUUUCUUCAUUAACUAUAAUUAAUCACUGCCAUGUCAUAGUCACUUCAGUGUUUGCUGAUUGAAGUAUGCGCCCGUUUCAUAAACAUAUCAGUGGACAAAAAAUCACUAUAAAUUGAAGUAUUAAAUUAAGUAUUAAUUUAACAUGUUAAGGACUUACCUGGUAUUUGCGGUAAUGGAGCACAGACUACCUGUUCCAGUAUAGCAACAAAGCACAAAAGGAAAAAGAGUUUGGAAAACAUCGUCUUGGCGAUGAUACCUCGGUGAGACGGUUUCUUACGUUCGUUUUGAGUCAUAAACGCUAUCCUGUCAUCCCGAAGACGUUAUAAAGCGUCUUUUGCGAUCAAUAUAAAGUUGUCAAAUAUCAGGAGAGUAGAAAUUGGCCUCACUUAAUAGUUUACCAGUCAAUGUGGCUCCUCGUUAAUUAUGAGUUAUUAUCACAACGUCCUAAUUGAGAGUACAGUACAGUACAGUACAGGUAGCUAGUAUCUGUUUAUCGAUAUUCAUGUUGCCUAGAGAUGCACGCAUACGAUUUAACUUAAAAAGAACCGUAUUGUUUUUUUCUUCUGUGCGGUCAUUAUCACGGGAUAAUUACCAUGGAUACGGAGAUAUCAUUAUACUGUGAGCUUUAAAACUCUGUUUGUUGAUUGACUAUUUAUGUGGAAACAGCACGCGCGUUUACUGAAAAGCCUUGCUUUUUUUCACCAUAUUACUUACCAAAGGAGUUAACCCUUGUUAUUACUGUAAGAUGUAUUUUGGUUUUGUAAAGUUAUUUUCGAUCAGUACUGCGUCGGUGUGCCUUUGUUCAUGAAGGUUAUCUGUUUUCAACUCUCUGAUUGUUUUAACUAGCAAAUGUUAUAAAGGUUACAUUGUAGUUAUUUUUAACCGACGAAAAAGGCUAUAAUCGAAAUAAUCGUCGAAUUAUUUUAGUUUACUUUUGUAGAAAUAUAUUUCAAAAUUGAGAAAUGAGCACUUUUAAUUGCUUUAGGUGGUAGAUGAGCUUAAGUGUGGCUUGGCAGAGAGCGUUUCUCUUUUUCCAACUCCGCGAUCGGUUUUAACGAGUAAUUUUUUUGGGCGCGCAAACGGCAUGUUAUUUCAGUUUUCAGAGAGGAGAGUUGUUUAAUACCUGACUGAUUUAGCUCGUAGCCGUGUGGUACGCGAUUUGCAAGAGCUGGAGCGUGUGCAGCGUCACCGCAGAUAUUCAGCCGAGCUGUAUAUUUUCGUAUUCUGUUAGCAGGGGUUACUUUUUCGCUAACUGCUUUCAAAAGAUAACCUCUGCUUGCGACGAAUAAUAUUGGCUCUAUCUGACUCUCGACCCGCUUGAAACUCUCUUUAGAAGAACACAUGUUGACGCUAUUGUAAAACCUGAUUAUUUUGCACAAUCCUAGAUUCUAUUGGAUAAUCUUCUAUUCUCCGUCGUUAGACUUGCUUUAAUACUGAUUUCUAGCCUCUGUCAACUCCCUCCUUUUUCGAAAAGAAAAUAAAGACAAACGCCAUAUCGUUGGAUGACAGUCAAAAUGCUGGCUGUGAUUAAGCGUUAUUGACCAUUUCCUUUUUUUGCUUUUUCGGGACCGAGAAAUCGCGGUCACUAGAGAGAACGAGGCCAACCUUCAGCGAUCGUGAACAAGCUUGUUCACUGAACUCAGAGAUUUAUUACAUGUCCGAAAAAAAAGAACAUUUUGUUUCGGGACCAUCGACGGAAAUUGUUGUUGUUGUUGUUGUUGUUGUUGUUGUUUUUUUUCAUUUCACCUGCUCGCUAAUUCAGCCAUGUACCGUCAACUCUUGCCUUGCGGACACCCCGGUAUAACGGACACCCCGAUAAUACGGACACCCCGCUAUAACGGACACCCCGAUAAUACGGACACCCCGCUAUAACGGACACCCCGGUAUAACGGACAACCCGAUAAUACGGACAUCCCGCUAUAACGGACACCCCGAUAAUACGGACACCCCGCUAUAACGGACACCCCGAUAAUACGGACACCGCGGUAUAACGGACACCCCGAUAAUACGGACAUCCCGCUAUAACGGACACCCCGUUAAUACGGACAGCAGCUGAAUCCCAGGAAAAAAUGAAUUACAGAGAUUUGACAGAAAUAAAUUCCCGCUAUUACGGAAUCGCGCUAAUGUGGACACUGACGUGAGGACCCUACAUUUUCCGCUAUAAUGCUGAGAGUUGGCUGUAGUAAGGCUUCUUAUCAAAGAUUUUUCUCAGCUUUCCUUCCAUUGAGGUUACUCAUGAGUAGUCAGGUGGUGUCACCCGUCACUUUUCAGACUUUCCCCAUCACUGGAUUCAGAAUCCUUACCAGAUUGUGCACAUUGUUGUGGCCAAUACUUUCAAACCCUCCUCUCUGCAGUUGUUAUUACUUAAACUUAAGCCUUCGCUUUCUCUGUACACGUGCGGUUCACGUGACAGUCUACUAGUAGAGUAACCAGGUUGAAAAAUUUGUCUCUUUGUUUUGAAAGGAGAUGCGCAACAAAUAAUUAUUAAGCUCCUAGGUGAAAGUUGUAUGUGACUUUUAGGUUGUGAUUAAUUUCAGUUUCUUAGCAGUUAAGUAUUUUGUAAAUCCUACGGUCUAGCGAAUAUAUAUUCGGGGCGCCGGUGGGGUGGGGAGUAUGCUGGAUGCCUCCCGCGGGAUCCUUUCAGGGGACAUAUCGCUAUAAAUGAAGAUUUUAUCCCCAUUGCUUUGUUAUUUAUCAACAGCUUAACGAGAAAGGAGAGGCCGUGGGUAUAGGUAAGUUUAGCCAUUUGCUAGGCACAUAUGUAGCAUUUUUUAUGACAAACAAGUCAAGUUCCCAGAAGACUUAAAGUAUUGUUAUUUCUAGCCUGUUACACCCUCUUAGCCCGGGAGAGACUCCCAUAUAAAGGUGACAGGGAUGCUCGUCGGAUGAUUAAAAUUAAACCCCUGAUGGAGACCAAUUUGGGUGUGGCUCAAGUUUAAACUGACCUCUAAAGGAGAUUUCUGUGUGGUCAGUGUCACGCACAGCCCUAAGGGAUACCUGAAUGGGCAAAUAUAGUGACUUUCCGUCCCAAACACCCUAAUUGAGACCCAAAUCUGCAAUUUACAGCCCUAAGCGAGACGACGAGCAUCCCCGUCACUUUUAUAUGGGAGUCCCCCACGGAGUUUCUUAAGUCAUUAUCCGAGAAGAGAAGCAAAGAGGAGGAGGAGGAGGGGAGGCACCAUCCUCUCUAUCCCCAGUCCUCGCUCAUUUUCUGUUCCCGGGACAAUUUAAAAGUAAAGCGAGCCAGAAACUACCUUACGGCCUGUAAACUUUUAUUUAAACAUAGUUCAGUCAGUGUUUAACAAAACUGCGUUCUAAGCCAUUUUCAGUUUGCCCAACGCUUUUAUCUUAACACCAUUUAUCGUGAAAAGUUUUAUGAAAUUAUAAGGCGCAGACUAGAAAGGCACUUAUUUUCUUAAAAUUACCCACUAAGGAAAAUAUUCGGAGGUCCAAAGAUUUGCUAAACUGCGGCCUAACUUAGACUUCGUUAAUUUUUUUUUUUCGAGCUGCUUGUGUCACUUGCUGAAUGGCGCAAAGUCUAUCCUCUCCCUCGAAUGGCGAACCUCUUAAUGGAGCCAUGGAUCAAUUUAGGGUUUUUGGAAACUGCCCACCUACACCUCCCCUAAGCUAACAUUUCUUAGAAUUCUCAGCACAUCACUCAAUAUCGCUGUAUUCCUUGUUUUUUUCCAGGGCAUCGUAAACGUGCAAUUGCCGAAGUCAUGAUUACGAAAGGCUCGGGUAACGUCACUAUCAACAAUGUCCCGUUGACUCAGUAUUUCGUCAAAGUAGAAGACAGGUAAGGUCUCAACUGAACCACUUUCUAAAUCGCCUGUUCUGCUAACUGGGAACAUUAGCUCUCAAAAUGAACGCCAGGUGUUUAAUGAUAGGUACAGAAUGAUGUUUAAUAUAAUAGCUGCAACAAAGAGAUUAUGAUCUCUUGCUACGACAUAACUUUUACUUAUAUUGGCAUUCUCUUCAUAACUUUUAUAUUCAGAAAAUAUGAGAAGAAAAAAAGUUCGUUAAUAGUACUAAAAAGUUCAAAAAAUUGACGACUAAGAUGGGAACAAAACUUUAGAUAGCCCUCAACUCUUAUCUCCGUUAGAAUGCUGCUUUAUCCUCUUAUAAUUCUUUAGAAGAAUCUUAAUAAACUAAUAAAAGUCGUGCGUUAGGUUGAAUCAGAUAUAGGCUGAUAGUGGUAUGGUAUAGGGAGCGUGAUAUCAUCAUUGACUGCUAGUACAAUGCUCUUAGCCGAUGAAUUUUCCUUGUUUUUCAGUGGUGCUAGGGACAGUGAUUGCAACAUUCGUGAUAAAAAUAUAAUUUUAAUUCUCUUAAAAUAAUUGGAAAGUGCUCUGCAUAACGAACUUCGAUUUUUUCUGUGACAGAGAGGACAAUGUUUUCGUCCACCAUUUAGCAGUAUAAUUGUUCAUCUUAUUCCCUCGCUGUAUAUUGUACAGGAAGCAAGUCAUGUACCCAUUCCUUACUGUUGAUGCAGUUGGUGAAUAUGAUGUGGAGUGUGGCGUGAUAGGCGGAGGAACGACUGGUAAGUGAUGAUGUGAAGGAAUUCUGACUCCUACGAAUUUCCCUGAAUGCGAUUUAACAGGACUAUCGACAAGGAAGGAUACCUCUUCAGCUUCUUUUGUUAUUCAACAUCCCCACUGUCUGACAUCGCUUCUUCCGGUUGCGAGAUGUUAUACCAAGCUUUUUACGAGGAUAACUUUUUUUUUGCCGCUAAGUGGGUUUGUAGAAACAAAAUUGGUAGCAGGGAAAUGUAAGCGUUUCAGUAUACUCUUGAUGUUGUUGUGGAUUUUGUGGCUGAGAUAACUUAACUAUUGUGGUACAAAUCUCGUUCAGUGUAAGAGUACUAACAGAAAUUCUGAUCAUUCUGUAGGUCAAGCUGGGGCAAUCAGACUAGCUAUCAGCCGAGCACUGUUGAACUUUGAGGAUAGUUAUUUGGAACCUCUUCAACAAGGUCUCAUAAUUACAGCAGUUUUUAAAGUAAUACGGAACGUUUAGUAAUUAUUUUAUUUUCAAUGUAUUGUUACUCCUUGCUAAAGAAAACUGGCGCCACUUUUCUGGUUAAUGAGAUGUCCAGCCAAAACCAAAGUGGUUUUGUUGCACGAGUUUUCCCGUACUUUUUGUCGGCCACAUAUGUCUGCUUGAAUAUUUAUUGGUUCAUUUGAUUGUCUCGCGUGUUGUGAUUAGCUGUAAGUAAAAAUUCUGACUUUUGUUUUUCUUCACCCGAUUGAAGCCCGCCCUACAUUGUUUUCCUUUGUUGCAGUUCUCGCCAUUUACGUUUAAAGGCGAGUUGGACUUAAAACUAGCCUUGCGUAAUAAAUGUUCCUGCUCGUUCCAUAAACAAAAAUUUUUUGGGCGAGAGCAUAACAUUUAGGAGGGGUGGGGAAUCCUCCGUAAUUUUACUCUCCAUUCUGUCUUGCUAUUGUUAUCAUACUUCUUGUUUUCUUUGUGAGAGUAUUGUCUCUCUUACCCAGGUACAUAAGUUAUUAAUGAAUACAUUAUUAAUGAAUGUCGUUGCCAUAACACAGGUACUAACGGUGUGAUGGCCCAGAAACUAAUUCCGCGGGAUGGGUAGCAAUACUCGUAGUUGAUUCACUACCAAGACGCGAAAGUCACCCGACCAGUUGUUUUUGGAGUGCAUCGUGAUUGUCUAUAACGUUAAGUGACUAGUAUUUCAGCUUUACGGUACGGAGAAACGAGCAACAAAAAACGUGCAACUUGUCUUGCAACAAUGCUGCAAAACGAGUUAAAUAGCGAUGUUGCGCGUUUUACCAUCCAUGUUCAAACCUGUUAACAACCUGAUUUGUUGAAAGACAGGUUUUAUGUGGGUGGUAAACGCGCUACAUCGCUAUUCAACUCGUUUUGUAGCAAUGUUGUAAGACAAGUUGCACGUUUUUUGUUGCCUGUUUUUCCGUACCUUUAUUCAUACCGUUAUGCCUUUUCUCAUGUGUGUGUUUUUCUUGUUUACUUUUAAGCUGGUCUGUUGAUAAGAGAUCCGCGAAUUAAGGAGAGAAAGAAACCUGGACAGAAGAGAGCCAGGAAGAAGUUUGCUUGGUAA